This is a messenger RNA of Vitrella brassicaformis, 5629 nucleotides long. The record is from the annotation of a GenBank genome assembly. Lineage: Eukaryota; Vitrellaceae.
UUCACAUCGAAGCACACACAUAAUAAAGACACGCUGUUUAAUAUUAUGACGGUCACACGAGGCCCUGUAUGGACUGCAGUUGCCUAUGAAAGCCAUAGUGACAACGGCGUAUUACGCAGAGACGCAGGAUUGUUUGUCAGGGCAUCGCGUACUAGUCGACUGUACGUUCACAUCGAAGAAUACACAUAAUAAGGACACGCUGUUUAAUAUUAUGACCGUCACACGAGGCCCUGUAUGGACUGCAGUUGCCUAUGAAAGCCGUAGUGAUAACGGCGAAUUACGCAGAGACGCAGGAUUCUUUGUCAGGGCAACGCGAACCAGUCGAUUGUAUCUUCACACCAGCACCUUGGAAAAUUAGGACAGGCUGUUGACUACCACUACCGUCACACGAGGCCGCCGCAUGGGCCGUGCGUGGCUUGUAAAAGCUAUAGUGACAACCGUAAAUAAUCACGAAUGGGGCCGGUAGCAAAUCGUUUUGCGAGGCGAACUCGCUUUGAGGCCUUGAAAUGAGAGAAAGAACAGUGCUGAACCUUUAAUAUAUGCAUGAUAAUAUAUACUCAUCAACAGUUGUCGGCACCAAAAGUAGUUCCCACCUAACCACCAUGCAUUGCAUGCAUUGCUAAGGCGACCAGCCCCGUAGCCAGCUGCCAGGCUUAUAACCUGGGAAUAGCCUGGGCUGGCAGCUGCACUGUCUCUCGCUCUGUUAUCGAGUCACCUAGUGUAAAAAAAAAACUGAGCCUCUGUCGCUUUCUGCUCGAGACACACAUACAUGAACACGCACCGUCCGCCACUCACCAAUCUAGACACGCACUCUUCCACGGCACUAGAAAACAGAGUGUCUCGGUUGGGCAGCGGUGCGCGUGUGUAUGUCUGUGUGUGUAGAAUUCAAUCAUGGACCACCUCUCUUAGCUGAGAGGAGCUGCUGAGAGAGUUGGGGAGAGUGAUGUGUCGACACAGACUUGGGGUGCGUGUUCUGUGUGGUUCAUUCAGUGUCCAGAGACAUCUCGUGAGUAACUCAUUCAUAAUCGAUAACGCGAAGCACUCACGUUCACCCAAGUCACUCUCGCGUCGACCACACACUCAGACACCGUCUCCGUCCUUUCACACAGCAGCAAACCAGCCGCUCGGGUAAGUCCUCCUUUCUUGUGUGGCCUUUCUUUCCCUCUGCCCAAUAAUGAGAAAACAGAAAGCAACGAAAACGACCAAGGAGCGAGCAGCCGCCAAAUGAUUCCAUCCAGCAGAGUGCGUGGGUCUCUGACAGCCUGAAGGUGAGGUUGCAGUUAGUGCCCAUCCACAAGUGCUGUCGAACAUACUAAACACGAAACACACACCCACUUUGGCCGGGCUGGCGGUCAAAGAGUACAGCAGCCAGCACGUACGGGUACCUCGUGUGGUAUCGGCUGUGUCCGCAAAUCUGCCUGCCUGCCUGCCUGCCUGCCAGUCACCGACCACACGAGACACAGAUCAGGUAGAAGGUACACACCAUGGGCAGGCACACGUACGUAUGCAGUAGAAGGAAGUCUGUUACAAAUAGCAGUCAUGGUGUAAGUCCGCAUGGAAACAAACCUGCACACACAUGGAAACAACCAGCGCCCUGCCCUUACGCACCCGUCGAUCUACCGUUCUUAUCCAGGCAUUAUUCCACGCUUGGAACCGUGGAACGUUACUCAAGCAGACGGCCCUACCUCAAUCAAACCGACCAGCGACGAAAAACAGCGGCGGAAAGAGCAGUGCUCCUGCACAGUGUCGGAGUAGGAGAGAGGGGUCGACUCCAGAUCAGAAGAGACAGUGUGUGCUCAUGUGUGUGCCUGAGUGAGUGGGUGGGUAACUGGGUGCCCACCGUGUCGCGGGCCGCUCAGCCAAACCGCCGGAUGACAGAAGGAAGCCAAGCCUGUAGAUGAACAAUAAAAGGUGGACCAACAAUGUGAAGCUAGUCAGUUAGUCAGUCAGUCAGUCAGUCCCCGCGGAUGCACCGGGUCGCCCUUCCUUUGUGUGUUCGUGGUGCGCAAUAAUGUGUGUCUUGGCGGUCGGGUGAGGUGUGGUGUGGUGUGGAGCGGGCCGCAUCCAAAACCGCCAAAGCAGGAGAGAGAGGGGCAGUGAGUGAGUCUGUGGAUGCCUGCAGUAAGUAAGGUAAGCCCAUACAUCCAUAUACAGCACAUGGUGAGUGGAGUGAGUAAGUCGAAUGAAUCAAACGUGGACCAAAAAUACAAUAAAUACGCAGUCAGUCAGUAGUAGCAAGUCGACAUGGAUGCACACACACAUCUCACGCACUGCACCCACCCGCACUCACCCAGGCCCCUGACCGACACCAUCCAUCCAUCCACCCACCCUCCACCAACCGACCUCCCGCCCCCGACAAGCACCACCACCACCACCACCACCACCACCAACCGAUUGUUUCGGUCAACGAGAACACCGCCGACGCACAUAAGAAGUAGACAGACGGGGAGUUGACAGCGACACACCACACCCACGCACACGAACGAAAAGGGAGUGUCCGCACCAUACGGAAGGACGAAAAGAAAAGGAGAAAGCAGCGUCCGCACCAUACGGAAGGACGAAAAGAAAAGGAGAAAACAGCAUAGUCACCACCAUACGGAGGGACAAAAAGAAUAGGCCGAGUAGGGCUGAUGACUCAAAAGCAAUACAAUACACUAAUUCAGUACCGUACAUCCAUACCAUAGACAAAAACAAAAAACAGCCCUCCUCUCCCGUCUGUCUAAGUAUGGGUGCGUGGGGCCUCCUCUCGUGUGGUGGCGGUGGGUGGUGGGUGGGGUACUGCUCGUCGCCCACGCCUCGUCGGCCGGAGAGGGCAUGGACGGGGCUGCACGGGACGACGUGUCACUCGGGGGUAUUGGUGGGGGCCGGUGCGAACCCAGGCAUGCCCGCUGCAGAGGCUGCUGGUGGUGCGGGUGGUGCGAAUGCGGGUGCAGCCGCUCCCUGUGGUGCUGGCGGGGUCGGUGAAGGGAAGAGCAUGGCCGGCGGUCCUUAGCCCCCUCCCCUGAGCGACGAAGCCCUCGGCAGCGGGGCGCUCGCCUCCGAUGACUGUUGCUGUUGUGCGGGUGGCAGUUGGAUGAUGCUGGCCUCCCUGGGCACCUCACGCGGCGACACCGAGGGGCAGCUCGACCGGCCUGACACACACGAGAGAAACAAGCGGCAGAGAGACGGUUCAUGGGAUGGCGGUCUGGAUGAGUGUGCGUGUCUGUGUCUGACUUACUCAAAGUUUUCUUGCUGUGGGUCCAGUGUGGGAUGGGUAGUUGUUUGGGGAGCUCCUCUCGGGGCUGCUCCACCUGCACCUGAGCCGACAGGGGCUGCUCCUCCAUGCCGGAGGAUGGCGGGGCCGGCGCGACAGCUCCCUCAGCCACCUCCUUGCCCUCCUGGAUGAGGAUUUGCUCCUGCUGCUGCGCCGCCUUCUCCUGCUUCUUGUGUGUGAGUGUGCGGAGGAACUUCUGGUCUGCGGCCUGCACAGCGCGGUACUUGUCGCCCUGCUUGAGGAGGGAGUAGAGGGCGACCUUGAGGGAGGCGAUGGUGUCAGAGCGGGGCCGUAUCUUGUGGAGGAUCUUGGGGCUCCGGUGGCCCCGCACCAACACGUCCUGCUUCAGCUGGUCCUCCUGCCACACCACACCCAGCUGGUUCUCGCGAGAGAGGUGGUGGGAGGAGGUGACGGUGACGUCGAACCGACGCCGGGGGGACCCAUCGUCGUCCUCCUCGCGGGCGCACUUGCUCAGCAACAGCGGGUCCAACAUGCGCACCGCACCUCCCUGAUCGACACGAAAGACAAAGGAGGGAGAAGCUUGUUUGUGUGCUGUGUUCGUUUCCCCAUCGCUGUGUGGUGUGCGUACCGUCCUGGCUCUCGUCGGCGCUUUCGUCGCCUCGUUGGCGGCGUCCUUAUUGCUACCCUGCCCCACACAAACGCUGCAUACACAGACACAGACCGGCACCCAUCAGAUCAGCUCGUCAUUGUCCCGUCUCGCCCUCCCUCCCUCCCACGUGUGCCUUACGUGUCCGUCUGGUUGAAUUCUCGUCAUCGCUAUAAUCCUUGAUCUCGAUGCGCAUGUCCCCUGCACCCCCUCGCUGCCCGCGCGCGCCCCUUUGUCCCUUCCACGCAUCGCUACGGCACGCCCUUAACGCCAGAGGCUCAGAGGGAUGGUACUCGGCCGGCAGAGAGACAGAUGGGGGCUUGGCGUCCUUCAACCAAGACGAAGACGCCGCCGCUGCGGCAGCGGCCUGCUCACAUGAGCCUGAGGAAGGAAAUGACACAAAAUCGGGAUGCGAAUACAUUCACUUAUCAUGUGUGUCUCCUUGUCGCCUCUCUCACCGGCAGCAGCAGCAGCAGGAGCGUCUUUGUCCUCCUUGCGCGGCUUGUCCCCUCCCCGUUCCUUGGCGCUGCCAGCACUCCUGGUCUUCUUGGACGCACGGCCGUCCAACCCGCUGCACGACGGGACCCCGCCCUCCCCACUUGGCUCGACGCCCUCAGCCUGUGGUUUGGGGGGUGCGGUGGGCGGUGACUGGGAGAGUGACGGCUCGUGUGGUUGUUUGGCGGCCUCAUUCUUCUUCCCGCCCUUCUUUCCCUUGCCCUCAGGGAUGAAGCGCUGCAAUGGUCGUCGGCGUCGAAGUCGGGGCUCCAUGUGGGGAUGGGAUGAUGGGCCAGCUGUUGUCGUCGCCCUUGGAGAAGAACCAGUGGUCGGUCUUCUCACAGUACGACCACCUGCAGCACCCACACCACACAACACACACCACGAGACGAGAGCCAGCAUUCACCCAUGUGUGUGUCGGCUGUGCAGUGCAUAUCCCAUCAGGACUGUCUCUGCUGCCCACCUGAGCUGCUCUCCCUCCUUGAUGGUUUUGACGGGCGUGAUGGCACAGCAGUAGUCCCCAUGCACGCUACCCGCCACCUCGACCGGCAAUACAGGUGUCUGGGCACCCACACCCUCGCGCAGUUGGCCCUGGGCACCCACUCGGGCGCGGCGCACUGGUGUCGAUGGUGUCGUGGUUGAUGGACACUGCAGGCAGCCAGAUGCGAGCAGAUGCUGUCGCCGAAUAGCACCGGUUUGGCCUCCGCCCUCGCCCCGGCGGCUUUGUCCUGCCUGUUCUGCUCCUCCUGGCCGAAUGUGGGCUUGUGUGACGGCUUGCUGGAGCCGUCGCGGUGUCCGGACCCGUUCGACACGAGGCUGAGGUGUCCAGGCCAGUCGACGUUGGCGAUCUCGGCGCUGCAUGGGAUGGACAUGCUGAAGCACUUGUCCCGCUCGGCCUCGAGGUCCGACUCGAGCUGGAUCUUGCCCCCAUAGGGCAGCAGGAGGCCCUGGAGCAUCCUGCUGCGGAUGUCCUCGGUGUACUGGGCCGACCUGCUGUUGGGGACGGACGGGCCAGCCCAGGAGUCCCGCCGCGCGACGAUCUUCUUCUCCUUGCUUGGACGGUGUGAGGGGGGGGAGGGCCGGGUGCCCGGCUCCAGCUGCCAGAUGUGGCCGUGCAGUGCAUGCGCUGGUAGUUCCAGCUGAAGAUCUGCUCGUCGGUCUCGAGACGCACGGCGCGGUAGGACGGCAGCAGAAGCGGUCCAGCAGGAAGAAGAGGGACAGGUAGGCCUCCGCCUGGGUGCGCAGCAAAAUGGUCGACUUGAACAGGACAUGGU